Messenger RNA from Macroventuria anomochaeta, 859 nucleotides. Its product is annotated as glia maturation factor beta. Gene Ontology annotation, molecular function: actin binding; Arp2/3 complex binding. The record is from RefSeq and is a predicted model, not a curated record. The transcript has 4 exons. Gene Ontology annotation, biological process: actin filament debranching; negative regulation of Arp2/3 complex-mediated actin nucleation. NCBI's taxonomy places the organism in Eukaryota, Fungi, Ascomycota, Dothideomycetes, Pleosporales, Didymellaceae. The coding region runs from base 1 to 432 and encodes 143 amino acids. Gene Ontology annotation, cellular component: actin cortical patch.
AUGAUUGCAGCGUCCGAGUCGCGGCUCUACACCUUCUCAACGGAGACGAAGACGAAGCUACGCAAGUUCAGGCUAGGCACAUCGCGCGCCAAAGAUCCCCAGGCUGUCAUCUACGAGAUCGAUAAGAAGACACUGGAGAUCAAACCUGUCGACGAUGAGAUAUACUCAGACGUCGCAUCUGUGGCAGACGAGCUCCCUGACCAUGCACCAAGAUUUGUGUUGCUCAGUUAUCCUCUUACACUCGACUCUGGUCGCUUAUCCGUACCCUACGUCAUGCUGUACUACCUGCCGAUCACAUGCAAUAGCGAGGUCAAGAUGCUAUACGCCGGUGCCAAGGAAUUGAUGAGGAACACAGCAGAGGUCAACAAAAUCAUCGAGAUUGACAGCGCUGAAGACCUGGACGAUAUCGAGGACAAGCUGAAGGAGUCAUAGAUUGGCAAAGGCCAACGAUACUCGACGAGAAACGAGACAAACGGCAAUGAGCAAAAAGUGCAGAGACGGCAGUCAUCCAGCAAGAUUGCGUUGCACACAACUUGAGGAACCUCUGAUAGACAUGAACGUGCAGACGAGCAUCAUACGCAACAUAGUGCAUUGUUAGCGAACACGUGAAGCUUUCCAACGUCUUUGUCGAUAACCAUGCCGCCGGCUCUUCAGCUGCGCGUGCAAGCUUCGACCGUUUUCGAUCGUCGCCGCCACACGAAAGCUAAUCUUAUUCACUAACAUGAGAGACGAUCAACGACCACUCCAAAAGCAUGCAGCAUCUCAUCUCAUCUCACUCAACGAACAACGUGCUGCUCAUCACCGCGGAGCCACUGUUCAUCUCGUUUGUCAGACCAGAGAUCCCAUGUUCUGGAUAACG